UAUUUCACAGCAGUUCCAGUGUAUGGGUGCUGGCAGCGCCAGUGCCUCCUGCAGUGUAUUGCAUUCGGUUUGGGUAUGCAGAGUCGGUGGACUCGAUUCACUGCGCAGCAGACACUUGAACAUUUGUAGGCUUCCAAUUGUUGCACUCAUGCGGAUCACGCAACAAACAAAACGAACACUCAAAGAUGCCAAGGGAUCUAUUCUCCGCGUGCAAUGUGCCACAGCAGAGCACCACAACCUGACCAUAUGGAUCCAUCCUGUCCUGGCUCUGGCUCUGGCCCUGUCCCUGAACAUCCAAGUGCGACAUAUUCGAAUUGAAACAGAAACUAAAGCUGCAACGCUGCAUCGCUCCAUCGAUCUGUGA
Drosophila grimshawi is the source of this 364-nucleotide messenger RNA. RefSeq lists its product as uncharacterized. The transcript is spliced from 2 exons. Bases 23 to 364 code for a protein of 113 amino acids. The record is from RefSeq and is a predicted model, not a curated record. NCBI's taxonomy places the organism in Eukaryota, Metazoa, Arthropoda, Insecta, Diptera, Drosophilidae.